Molecule: messenger RNA, 1142 nt
Organism: Cyprinodon variegatus (sheepshead minnow)
Lineage: Eukaryota; Metazoa; Chordata; Actinopteri; Cyprinodontiformes; Cyprinodontidae
Product: interleukin-10 receptor subunit beta-like
Exons: 7
Coding region: 186-1142 (318 amino acids)
Molecular function (GO): protein binding
Source: RefSeq, a predicted model, not a curated record
UGAAGUCCAACGGCCAUAGACGUCUCUGCGCAGAACUGCUGUUUUUAGUUUCCGCGUACUUCCCCAGCCACGGCUCCUGAAAGGGAACAGAAAGUGGAUGAAAAGCUUUAAACGGUACUGGGAGGACUGGGAGGACUGGGGGCUCUGGGUAGAGGAGCGGCGCGUGGCGGACCUUUCGGAUCAACAUGUCAGCGGCUCUCCUGGUUCUCCUGCUGAUGGUUUGUGCUCUAAACGCAGUGGAAUCUGGAAACCUCAGCAGUCCAACCAACGUCCGGCUGAGUUCCAGGAACCUGAACCUGAUCCUGACCUGGGAUCCGCCUGCAGGAGCCCCCAGCGGGCUGCUCUACACCACUAAGACAUUGAGUAAAAUUAAAAACUACACACAAGGCUGCGAGAACAUCGCCACCCACCUGUGUAACCUCACAUCCUUCGAAUACUCCGUGUAUGGGUCGUAUAAAGGGCAGGUCCGGGCAAUGCUGGGAGCAGAAACCUCCGACUGGGUGGAGAGCAACUGGAUCACUUUGGACAAAGACACCAUCAUCGGUCCUCCCACGGUGUCCCUGAUCCCCAUUGGUCAAACUCUGGAGGUCAGCAUCAAAGAUCCAGACUUCCAUCUCUCCUCCCUGAGGGAAGUCUUCAAUUUUCCCACCUACUACAUCACCUACUGGAAGAAAGACCAGAAAGAAGAGCCAAAGCACAUCAGCAACAGUGAGCAGAACCGAGAGGUUCUGGGAGAUCUGGAUCCCCUGACCGAGUACUGCGUACAGGUCCACAUCAGAACCUUAAAGAAAAUGAACCACAGCGAGCCCAGCGACGUCAUCUGUGAGAAAACCGGCCCCAAAGAGCAACCUCAGUGGAUUCCAGCCUUGUCCGUGUUCAUCUGCAUGUUGGUGAUCCUGGUUCUGAUCCUGCUAACCGUCCUGAAAUGGAAAAGGAUCUCCCAGUUCCUCUGGCCGAAGGUUUCCCUGCCGCAGCACUUAAAAGAGUCUCUGCUGGCGACGUCCAAUUCCUCGGUUUCUUUGGCCGUUCAGCCGACCGAGACGAUCGACCCGGUGAGCGUGGUCAUGCUUGAGGAAGGCAGCCCUCUGGUGUUAACAAAGACCGGCCAACAGCCGAACGGCGCCGUGGAGACGGGAAGAUAA